UCGCCUUGUGUGAAUGAGGGGGGUGGGAUGGGCAGAGAGUUUUUUCCCCCUUUUCUUUCCCCCUUUAAACAAAAACUCAGACUCCCUGGGCAGGACGCGCUCCCCCUCUGUCUUGAUCUGCUCUCUCAGAUGAAAAGGGCUUCAGGCUGGCCAGCGCGAGGACGCGGCAGGAACUUGUCCAUCUUCCCUGCCCCAGACUGCGUGGAGAGACCCUCAGAGUUUGCAUAAGGAGUUGGAAUAAGUCGGGACUCUGGAGUACUUCCGAGCAGAGGCACAGGGGUCUUAUGUGCGCAGAGCCACCCGGCAGAGAGAGAGAGAGAGAAAAGGAACUCUUUCUCUGGCUUCCUUCAGCCCUUGCGAGAGCUUCCCGAUGAGGGUUUUUUUAAAGCCACCUGUGUUUCUCCCAGGCAACUUUUUCCUUCCAGGUGUCCUGCAUUUUGCAAUCAAGUAACCCGGAGAGCGGAGUGUUUUUGGAGAGGCGACUUUCCUUUUCAACGUUAUCCACAGGAAGGAAAGGGGAGAAGGUACCAGGGGAAUUGAAUCCUGUGGGGUUUUUAGAGAUGCCAGGGAAAGACGCAGCAAGUCCCUCUCUCUCCAUGGAUGUAUCUUCAAGCCAGCUCUGAUCAGGGCUUGCUCAGGGGAAGGAAAAGGACUCGGCACAGCGUGGCUUCUUCAGGGGCACUCCAAGUAGGAUUGCUGAGUCUAGCUAGGGACGUUUACAGUCCUCCUUCCCAGCUGCUGAGGAACGCGGCUUUUCGGCGUCAGGAAGGGACAGGGACUCUCUCUCUCCAGCCACCGAGGGAUGUGAAGCCUGGCUUUUCUCAGGGGUGGCAGCCCGAAGUGACUUAUUCUCUUGGAUUGUUGCAAAGGAAGGGUGCAGUCAUGCAGCGCCAGGACUUGUGAAUUCCCGGCUGUGUGGUUGUAGCUACCAAAGGGAGCCCAAGAUGAAACCACCCAUCCUCUUGGUCCUCGUGAGCUGCACUGUAUUUAGCACAAACGUGAAGCUGGUGUCAAAGAGAAAUUCGGUGGAUGGCUGCAUUGACUGGUUAGUGGACCUCAAGAAAUACAUGGCUUUGGCCGGGGAGCCUGUCCGAGUGAAAUGUGCCCUUUUCUAUAGCUACAUCAGGACCAACUACAGCACGGCUCAGAGUACAGGCCUCCGCCUCAUGUGGUACAAGAACAAAGGGGACUUGGAAGAGCCCAUUAUCUUUUCUGAAGUGAGGAUGAGCAAAGAUGAAGACUCGAUAUGGUUCCACGCAGUGGAGGUUCAAGACAGCGGGUUCUACACUUGUGUGUUAAGAAACUCAACAUAUUGUAUGAAGGUGUCUAUGUCCUUGACGGUUGCUGAAAAUGAAUCAGGGCUUUGCUACAACAGUACAAUCCGCUACUUAGAAAAAUCAGAAAUCACUAGAACAAAGAUAAUUUCCUGCCCAGAUAUUGAGGAUUAUAAGACGGGAAACCGAGAACCAGAUGUAAUAUGGUACAAGGAGUGUAAGCCAAAAAUGUGGAGAAGUAUAGUGGUUCAGAAAGAAAAUACUCUCUUAAUACAAGAUGUGCAAGAAGAAGAUGGCGGGAAUUACACAUGCGAGUUGAAGUUUGAAGGGAAGCUAAUAAGACGAACGACCGAGCUCAAAGUUACAGCUUUAGUCACUAAGAGAGCCCCUCAGCCUCUGUACCCUACGGAGAAUCAGACGAGUGUUAUAGAUGUCCAGCUGGGUCAGCCACUAACUGUUGCCUGCAAAGCCUUUUUCGGGUUCAGCGGAGAAUCUGGGCCCAUGAUCUACUGGACGCGAGGAGAGAGAUUUAUUGAAGAACUUGAAAAUCACAUUAAAGAAGGCGAAAUCAGGCUUCUCAAAGAGCAUCUCGGAGAAAAAAUAGUAGAGUUGACGUUGAUCUUUGACACUGUGAAGGAGGCCGACUUGGCCAAUUAUACAUGCCAUGUGGAGAACAGAAAUGGGCGGAAACUUGCAAGCAUCAUCCUGCGCAAGAAAGAUCUGAUCUCCAAAAUUGAGCUUGCCGGGGGCUUGGGAGCGAUCCUCCUCUUGCUGGUCCUGCUAGUCACAAUCUACAAAUGCUAUAACAUAGAGUUGAUGCUGUGUUACAGGCAGAUGUUUGGAGGCGACGAAGCAAUGGAUGACAACAAGGAAUAUGAUGCCUAUCUCUCGUACUCUAAAGUGGAUCCAGACACGUUAGACUGCGACAACAGCGAAGAGGAGCAUUUUGCCCUUGAAAUAUUGCCGGAUGUUCUGGAGAAGCAUUACGGAUACAAGCUCUUCAUUCCCGAUAGGGACCUAAUCCCAACUGGAACAUACCUUGAAGAUCUCGCGAGAUGCGUAGAGCAAAGCCGAAGACUCAUUAUUGUACUAACUCCAGAUUACAUUCUCAGGAGGGGCUGGAGUAUCUUUGAGAUGGAAAACAGACUCCAUAACAUGCUCGUCAGUGGAGAAAUCAAAGUGAUUUUCAUAGAAUGCCCUGAAUUAAAAGGCAAAGUGAAUUACCCGGAAGUGGAAUCUUUAAAGCACACCAUUAAACUUUUCUCAGUCAUCAAGUGGAACGGACCAAAAAGCAGCAAACUGAAUUCUAAGUUUUGGAAGCGCUUGCUCUAUGAAAUGCCUGCCAAGAAGAAAGAGGUUUUGUCCCGGCGCCAAGUCCUGGAUUCUGCUGAACAAGGUCUUUUUGGGGAUCUCCAGACGGUACCUUCCAUUGCUGUGACGGACGCCUCUGCCACGCUGGUUGCAUCUGAGGCAGACUUGAGCAAUUAUCAGCAACCAGAUGCUGUGCAAACGAGACACUACUGCAGAGGAUACGAAUACGACAUGCAGUCUGCAACCUUGCCGCUAGCUGCCCUAAGCAGUAAUCACCACACUUAUUGUAAUAUACCCCUGACACUACUCAAUGGACAGCUACCUCUUAAUAGCAACAUGAAAGAGGCUCAAGAAUUUCAUAGGAACAAUCCCUUGCUACCGUUAUCAACGAGGGAGCUUAGCUUCACCAGCGAUAUAUGGUAGCAAAGAUCUAAGCGUUAAAAUAUUAGCGCAUCAAUGAGAUAAAUUCUUUAAAGGACCUUGAACCCAUAACAUCAGGUGCCAAAAUAUUUUGCCAAGUCACAAGUAACUCACUUUUAUACUUGAACUUCUUUGUUUACAUGUCAAUAUUAGCAGCAAGGGAGACCUACUUUUGUAGUUCACUAAUACGUUCAUAUCUUUUCGUGUACAGUUUUAUUGCUUCUUUAUAUUUAAGAGGGCAUUGGGGAGUAUUUUAAAGUAGGGUUUUACAGUCUGGUGAUGGAUUGACAUUGGCACUAUAUACAAUAGAGUAAGACUUCUUAUUUAUAUAUCAGUAUGUCUGAAAUUGAAAUGGAUUUUUUAAGAACAUUAGAUAGAAAGCGACAACACAAUUCUCAAAUUGAACACAACAUAAGCUACAAAAGGAAGUAUUGUCAUUUCAAAGCACACCUGGAGGACCUGUCAGAAAGAUAAUAUUUUAAGAGAUCUUUCCUCUAAGAUGGUCACCAGUUCAUUUUUGAAGAUGGGCCAGACGGAACCUCUGUUGAUGACAGCUUCUAGCUAUCACUCAGCAAUCCCCAUGGUUGGAAAACAUCUCACUCACUUAACAUCACUCAUCAUUUUGUUAUCAAAAAUAUUUUUCUUAGUCCUACUUGAUUACUACUAUUCUUGUUUUUCUUAAAUUCUGAGAAGGUUGAUGAUAGUUUAGCUUCUGUAGAUUUUUAAAGCUUCUUUAAACUGCCUUUGCAGGUUUUUAAGGACUUUCUUCCUCUUACAUUUUAUGUACCAAAUGGAUUGUCUUGUUAACAGACUGCUGGUCUGAGCAUUUCUUAACCUUCUUGACCUUGUAAGAUUUGUAUUAAUUAAUAGUAAUGUGAAUUUCACACAGGGUUAUUUUCCCCCACCCCCAGAUUUUAAAGUUGUUGCAGCUUUCAAAUUGAUAUUUGACACUACGCAUCAGCAAUAGAAAAAGAGAAAUACAGCAAUACUCACAACAGAAGUGCUGAAUUGUUCGGAUUACCGGUGGUACAACUUCAGUUGCAGCGAUAAUCACAGCAGAGAGAGUUUACACACAGUGGGCACAAUCCAUUAAAGGGUAGAUUUCAGAGGAAGCUGCUCUUAUGUUGCAGGAGCAAUGGCAUUGCUGAUCCAUCUGGGCUAAGUAGCAUGCCACUUUCAAAGUGUGAGGAGGAGGAGGAGGAGGAGGAGGAGGAAGAUCACAUGCAAAGGCAUGUCAAGCUAGCUGCCCCCUCCCCCCGCCAUGGUCAUCCCUUCUUCUGGGCCACAUCACCACACUGAUGUGGUGGCCUCUGCUAUGUAACUUCUCCCUUUCUUGUAAGGCCAGCUCCAGAGGGUUGCACGGCUGAGCAUUCGCUGGGCUCUCAAGGCAGCGCCCCCAUAGCUCAAUGGCAGAGCAUCUGCUUGGCAUGCAGAAGGUCCCAGCUUCAAUCCCUGGCAGCAUCUCCAGGUAGGGCUGGGAGAGACGCUGCCAGUCAGUGUAGGCAAUACUGAGCUAGAUAGACCAAUGGUCUGACUCAGUAUAAGGCAGCUUCCUAUGUCCCACCGUUCUUACUUAGUAUGGAACAUUUAAGAAUGCCAGCAGUGGUAUGGGAGAACCCUGGGGAGGGGUUGUCACGCCAUGGUAGAGGGCAUGCUUUGCACACAGGAGGUUUCAGGUUCAAUCCUCGAAACCUCCAGUCAGGGCUGGGGGAAAAGCACCUGGGCCCUUUCCAGACUAGCUGCUCAACAGCAGCAAAAUGACUCCGUUCAGGCAAGUUGCAUUCGAAAUGUAAACAGCAGGGGGAGCCGUCUCGCAGCAACUAACAACCCCCCCAAACAGCAACUUUUUCACGCUGGAUAUACAACAUCCUAGCUCUAUAUUGCAGCAAUUAAAUUUGCCACAAGGCAUUGGACAUGUGAACGGCACCCUGCAGUACAUGUCGGGACUGCGGUGUCACAAUGCAGGAAGCGUGGAAGCACACUCCCAAGCUCCGACAUGACCCUGUUGCCGGGUCUAAUCUGGAAAGCGCCCUGGUCUGAAAUCCUAGAGAGCCACUGCCGAUCAGAGUAGACAAUCACUGAAAUAAUCUCGUUCGCAACAAUAAUAAUAAAAAACUCUGUUAGCUGCCCCAUAACAAAUUGUUCUCUGGGCAGCUCACAACAGAGGGUUAACAUAUACAACACAUAACACAUUAAAUCAUAAAAGAAAGAAAAAGAACAAAAUAAAAUACAAUAUACAAUACCAAGCAGCUUCAAAACUCAUUUUAAAAUUAGUUAAUAAUCAGAACAAGUCUGAAAACCAGGAUUUAACCCGCCUGGGUGAACAAAAAGGUCUUUACCUGGUGUCUACAAGAACGAAGUGACGAAGCCAGGCGGACCUCACUGGGGUAGGCUGUUCCAUCAACACUGGCUUCGAGCCAGCUUGCAGACCCUGGCUGGUCAAGGCUAACAGUGGGUGUCUUUGCCAAGGGACCUCCUAAUCCUGGAGCCAGCGCUGCAGUCCAAUAUUGACCAGAGUGCCUUGGGAUGGAGCAGCAACCACCCCGCUCCUGUAACACAAGAACUGGCUGUUACCAGAGAUCGCUUGCCACAUAGUGCUUAACCUGUACCCCUUUUUGAGAUGGCAUAAACCAGGCCUGCUCAACUUUGAGGGGCCCCAGCAGUUUUUGGACUACAGCUCCCUGUGCCAUUUUGGAAGGGUGGGAUAUAAAUUGAACAAAUAACUAAAUAAAAUAAUCCCCAGCCACAGUGCCCAAUAGCCAGAGAUUAUGGGAGUUGUAGGCCAACAUCUGCAGGAGGGUCCAAGUUGAGCAGGCCUGGUAAACAGCGCUGCAUAUGCUCUUAUUUGCAUAGCAAUGAUAUGUGUAUGCCAAGAGCAGUGUACAUGGUUAUGUUUACCCUCACAACAACCCUGUGAGGUAGGUUAGGCUGAGAGAGACGUGACUGGUCCAGAGUCACCCAGUGAGUUUCAUGGCUGAAUAGGGAUUUGAACUCGGGUCUCCCCGGUCCUCGUCCAGCACUGUAACCACUACACCACACAGGCCAGUCCCGUUAAAUGCCACUCACUUUGAGCAACAGAACAGCUGCUCCCAUCCCACUGCAAUAACAUGUGCAUUUUCCAGCCAUAUUGUUUUAGUUAGUUAUUUCAGAAGUUCAUAUCCCACUUUUCAACUUUGAAGAAGUUGCCCAGUGAUGUUCCAUGAGAAUCAUGAAAAACCACCCUUCAUUAAGAUGCAAUACUGAAUAAAACUAAAUCUGAGAGCAACACAAGCAUUUAAAGUCACAUCAGGUAAUAAAAACAUUUUUUAAAAAAAAAGCAGAACACAAAACAAGAACUUCUGGUAAAACAACCUGCACCAUCCCUCUCUUGAACAGUGGCUUUGCUUUUUAAUUAAGAUGUUUAUACCACACUUUUUCAAAACUCAGAUAUCAAAUCUAAACAGUGAUCACUAACAACAAGCAGUGAGGGGAAAGUCUGAAAAUAUGAUGGCACAAAAAUGCAUUAGGAAAAUGACAGGGAAAGGUCACCUUCUGGAGAUUUUUUUGCACAUUUUGAAUGACAAUAGAAACCACAAUAGCACAGUAGCUUUUUGACCAGAGAAUGCAACACUGGUACUGUGAAUCUGCAUGCCUGUGAAUUUAAUUGACUUAUAAACUCACUACAGGGCAACUGGGACCUCCUGGAUGCUCGUUACCACCAAUGUUUCCUGUAACAGGGAUUCCCAGAUAUUGUCGACUACAACUCCCAUCAUCUCCAGCCAAAGGCAACUGCAGCUGGAGAUGAUGGGAACUGUAGUCAACAACAUCUGGGAAUUCCCUGUUUCAAGGAACACUGGUCACUACAGCCAAGCAGAAAUUUGGCUAUGCUUGCCUGAAAGUCUAAUUGAGAUUAGCAGCAAUCCACGAAGUUCUAACUGAUGUGUGAUGUGUUUAUAUCUUUCUAUAUGAAGACAUUUGAGCCUUGCUUGACUCACUGACGACGUUAUCAAAUCAUUGCGCUACUUCCAUAACAUGCAGAAAGCAGAAAUGUGGCACACACAUAGCCUAAUACUUGGAUUACGAGAUAAUUCUGGAAGUGCGGUUUGUUUGUUUUUAAACCUCCCUUCCUUAAAACUCAAGAUGAAGUAGGCCUAACAAUGGAGAAGCUUCCGCACACCCAACAAGGCAGACACAGUACAGGAAAUUGGCUCUUCACACAUUACAUGUAGGCUUGGAGGGGGGUUGCAGUGGCAGCCAAGAGCAUAAGUCUGAAAAGAAGGAUGGCAUCAGAGUUCCUUGGAACUCCACAUUUCAUGCACUUUGACCUGUGGUGGACAAGGAUGUUUCUGUGCUAGCAUUUGCAAGCCUUAUUAAUUAGUGCCACUACCUUGCAGUCCUCGGAAUUACUUAGGUUUGCCCGUGAUUUUCUAUCAAAACAUAAACGAAUGCCAGCGUAAAGAGUAAAUAAAUCAAUACAUUGCCCCAAGAUCAUAACAAAGAACCCAGAUGUACAAUAAUCCACAUAGGUUCUGUGCUCCUCUGUUGCUAGUUUAUCAAUCUGGGUUCACAAACCUUGGUCCCCAGAUGUUGGGUGACUACAACUCCCAACAAUGGCCUUCAGCCAUUGUUUCUUAGGAUGAUGGGAGUUGUAGUCCAACUUCUGGGGACCAAAGUUUGUGAACCCCAGGUCUGAUGUCAUCCUUGCAGCCUUUUUCACAGCUCCUGUUGUUAUGAUAGUUGAGGGCUUUUUCCUAUACACAUGAUGAUACAUUCAUUUUACACCAAUAUGAACUAUGGAUGUCUAGAAAUACUUAAAAAAAAACAACCCUCAUUACACAAUGUAAGACUCUCGGCAUUAAUUCUUGGCCAAAUUAAAUUCUCCAGACAUAUAGGUUAUUUAAAAUAUUUUUCUAUUGAGAGAGAGAGAGAGAGAGAGAGAGAGAGAGAGAGAGAGAGAGAGAGAUAUGAUUUUACCUCUCUCUAUAUAAAAAGAUAUCUAUUAGACAUGUAUUUCAGAGAAGAAAUGACAUUUACAAAAUUUGCACUGCUUUUUUAAGCUGUUCCAAGAAUUGUGUUUACACUGGUUAUGUUCUUUAAAUGGGAAAAAAGUGUAACUUAUUUUUAAAAAUGAAAAAAAAAGUGCAUGAAGAGAACUGCAUAUGGUUAAGCAAAAAACUGUACUUUCCAUUUUUAUUUUAUUUUUUAAACUUUCAAGUGGUUCUGAGAUCUGGUUCAUUCAUAUUGAACAUUGGGGACAGUGCUGUCUCAGAAGUGGAAACUGACAAGGAACAUUCAACUUCUUUUGUUUGCCAGCUAUCAAAAUGUGGGCAUACAUUUCAGGUGGCUUCAAUCUGUCUUGUAGAUCUUCAACUACAACAUAUGUUUGCCACUGAUGGAAUCUCUUGAAAAGAACAGUUUUUCUACCAUUUCUCCAAGGAUUAUUCAUGACUUUUUUUGUAUCUCUGUAUCUAUAGUUGAGUUCUAGCUGACAAGUCACAACCUGUUUUAACUGGAGAUUUCAAAGAUGUGUAUCAUGUUCUUCUGCAAUAUAUACAAAACUUGGAACCAU
Hemicordylus capensis (graceful crag lizard) is the source of this 8553-nucleotide messenger RNA. It is a transcript of the gene IL1RAPL2, whose product is annotated as interleukin 1 receptor accessory protein like 2. Gene Ontology annotation, biological process: signal transduction. The transcript has 11 exons. NCBI's taxonomy places the organism in Eukaryota, Metazoa, Chordata, Lepidosauria, Squamata, Cordylidae. The coding region runs from base 945 to 3008 and encodes 687 amino acids. The record is from RefSeq and is a predicted model, not a curated record.